AUGUCUUCACAAUUUUUUAAUAGUGUUUCAUCCUCAAAGAACUCCCAAACAUCGUCGUCUAUUCUUCCUGAAGGAAGAAAUUCUCAACCAUCAAUAUUUACAAACCGUAUAACGAAUGCUAAUGUUCAAAUAAGUCCACUUUCCGAAAGGUAUCCAACCAUCAUAACUUCUCCGGUAACUUCACCUUCAACUCCAAAAUCUUCACUCCUUUCAAACAACCAAGUCUUUGCACAUAAGAGUAAAAAAUUAUUGGGACUCUUGACUGAUACCAAAUCCAUCUUGGAACGGUUCAGAGAAAUAAAUAAAGAAAAAUGGAAUAUACAAUAUCCGUUUCUAGGCCAAACUUUAUCCAACCAUCGACAAUUUACAUCAUAUGAUGAUAAUGAUUUACAGUCUUCAAUGACCUCUAACUGGUCGGCAAAAAAUUCACAUGUCAUGAGCGAAUUUCGACAACAAAUUCAGGCAAAACUUUACACACCGCCUCAACAAGAUAUGUCAUCUUCCCAGGAAAUUAAUACUAAGCUUAAUGUUUUUAGAUUGAACUUGAAACAAGGGGAUAGCUCAUCUGCAGAAAAUGUUAUGGAACAAUUAGAUAAAAGUGCUGUAUCUAAAUUAUUGGAUUGUCGACUAGUUCAGGGUAUCAAGAGAAUUGAAAAUCUUGAAUCUCGCGUAGCUGAUACUAGUUCAAAAGUUUUAGUUGCUGGUGAUGUUAAUGCUGGCAAAAGUACAUUUGUUAAUGCUCUUCUUCGACGUAAUGUAAUGCCCGUGGAUCAGCAACCAUGUACUACUCUUUUCUGCGAGGUUUUGGAUGUUCAAGAAAAUUCUGGAAUUGAGGAAGUUCACGCUAUAAAAAAUAUUGAAUCCUAUAACCGGGAAGACUCUUCAACUUAUACUAAGAUCGAGUUAUCAAACCUUUUCGAUACGGUCAACAAUGGAUUGAAUAGAGAUACGCUUAAGACGACCGCCUUGUUCGCUAGGCAAGAAGAAAUCGAUGUUAUCAUAUUUGUCGUUAGUGCCGAAAACCAUUUCACUUUAUCGGCCAAAGAAUUUUUAUCGAAUGCAUCCAAUGAAAAAGCCUACCUUUUCAUUGUUGUUAACCGUUUCGAUAACAUACGUGAUAAAGAAAAAUGUAAGCGUCUGGUGUUGGACCAAAUUAAAGAAGUUUCUCCACGUACCUAUGAGCAUGCUGAAGAUUUAGUACAUUUUGUAACGUCUACCACUAUUCCAAUCGAAAGGCAAGAAUUGAAUGACAAAAGUAACGUUUCGGCAACAUCUAUUGAUAAACAAAGGAUCGAUGAUUUUAAUCGUCUCGAAGAAUCUUUGCGUAACUUUGUUCUAAAAAAGAGAUCUAAAUCUAAGCUGUCUCCUGCUAGACAUUAUAUCGAUAAUAUUUUAAAUGAUAUUGGUGUGCUAUCCGAAUUCAAUCGAGGAAUAGCAUCUCGUGAAGCCGAAAAGUCUUUUAGCGAACUUGAAUCUGGCAGAGAAGCAUUUGAAAGGCUUUGUAAUGAUGAAAAAUAUAUUACUUUGGAAGCCAAUAAAUGCGUUGAUGAUACAUGUGAUUCUAUUAUGCUAUUCACCAAAAAACGGUUAGAAGACGCUAUUUCCAACAUUGAUUUGUCAGCUACUAAUAUAGAAUAUCGUGGCUUAAUUUAUGUGUGGGCAUAUGCCAGUGAUGUUCGUGAUGCUAUGCUUGAAGAGAUUUCGAAAGGGGUCUAUUCUUCCGAACAGAAAGCAAAGGAAGAAACUGCUAAUUGCAUUAAUAGAAUCCAAUCCAUAGCGGAAAAUUUAGGUGGAGAGCCUUGUAAGAUUGAUCUUGAAAAAAUGUAUAGACAUGGAAUCAUAAACACCAUUCCUAUAGCAUUAUCUGAUUUCUUUGAUUUCGAUAUAACUCAAAAUUUCAAUGACCGUUUUUCGUUUGUCGGCUUAUCCAGUUGUACCAUAAUUUAUGCCUUUUCUAAAUUUAAUGCACUUUCCAGCUUAUGGAAAAUUUAUAAUUUCACGGGCAUAUUUAACAUUCGUGGCAAAACUAUGUUGUCGUUAGUGGGAAUUGCUGGAAUUGGUGUUUGUACUUACCUUUUGUAUGAUAUGGGAAGAGUUAUACCUCGAAAAGUUGCCAAAAAAAUUAAACAUGAAUUAGUUCAAUCACAAUAUAUUGAUCAUGAGGCAAAUCGUAUCACUAGACAAAGCCGUAAAAAGAUUCGAUUGGCAACCGAAGAUUUACGAACUCGAUUCAGAAUUGCUGUUGAAGAACAAAAACAAAACCGAAUCACCAUGGAACAUGCGUUUAGAAAAUCAGAGAACGCGGUCAAUUUCUUUGAAGAUGUCUUCAACAAAGCUGAAAAAAUGUCUGAAGUUUUAAAUUCUCUUGGAAACAAUUGGGAAGACAGCGAUGAUGAAUUAUAUAACUAG
Molecule: messenger RNA, 2409 nt
Organism: Cetraspora pellucida
Lineage: Eukaryota; Fungi; Glomeromycota; Glomeromycetes; Diversisporales; Gigasporaceae
Source: the annotation of a GenBank genome assembly